Molecule: messenger RNA, 339 nt
Organism: Geodia barretti
Lineage: Eukaryota; Metazoa; Porifera; Demospongiae; Tetractinellida; Geodiidae
Source: the annotation of a GenBank genome assembly
AUGCAUGCAAUAAGGAGCUACAGUAGCGUCGUCGCCAGAGGUCGCGGAGGAAGAGGGGCCGGCGGCCGCGGGAGGCCACCCGACCAUCGCAUCGGAUCACCUUCUGUUGAAGAGUGGAAGGAAAUCAAGGAAGAAAAUGGUACUCCCCCUGAGGUUCGUCCCAAUAAAGUGGACGCUCCAUACAAGGACUGGAUGGAGUACUAUGACAUACAGUUUCGUCUCGUUCGGGAAGACUUCAUUGCACCUCUGCGACGUGGUGUGGCUGCCUUCCUACAGGAGACAAGGGAAAGAAUCCAGAUGUUAAACCUACAGCGGAGUCCACGAUUGUGUCUCAAGUGA